Molecule: messenger RNA, 789 nt
Organism: Exophiala aquamarina CBS 119918
Lineage: Eukaryota; Fungi; Ascomycota; Eurotiomycetes; Chaetothyriales; Herpotrichiellaceae
Exons: 1
Coding region: 480-779 (99 amino acids)
Source: RefSeq, a predicted model, not a curated record
AUGUCUCAAAUUUCGGUCCUGGGAUUCAGACAAUCAUCCGCGUCUUCCUCCUCCUCUGAUCUAUCCGGUGGAACGCACUGGGCCAUCCUCAUCUCACCACAUCCACCAUCAACUAAGCCCCAGAAGUCAAAAUCCCGAUUCUUUCACGCAUGGAGCUCGGCUAAAGAGCCACAGUCAGAAUCCGUUCUAUUCGACAUGCACAAGCAUCAACUCCGCCAGCAACCAUUUCCCCUCUCGCUGAAAGAGGGAAGCAGUACAAACACACCUCAAUCUGAUCUCAACAUUGGUUGUACUCCAGGAGCAACAACUAGACCAAAUCAACCAUGUACGGCCCUGUCCUCAACCACCGGUAACGUCCCCACUAGCAGCCCACAACCCACACCAGAGGUCGUAAAAACAACGACGCUGAACGCGGACAGCUCUCACCCACUCCAGCUGAUCCUCAGAAUCAGUGCGAGCAUCUUGCCCCAGGGGCCACCAUGCCUAGUCCCCAAACUCUCCCAAAGACUGUCCAACACCCCGACGUACGGCCCGGAGACCGACUGGCUACGCUCCGCACUGAGCACCAUGCACGACGGCCUGCUCGAGCCGGGCUUCGACGUGGACAAGUUCUUCGAGUACGUGAACUCGGCGGCCAAGGAGUACGCCAUGUACGAGGCAAGCUCAGAAGAGAACAAUGCCGCCGACAGCAAGCAGCAGCACUUACAGGCAGCAAGAAAGGAAACAUCCGUGCUCGCCCUCGACUACAGCGCGCACAUAGCGCGGAUCACACAGGUUAAAGCGAUGCUC